Cantharellus anzutake is the source of this 730-nucleotide messenger RNA. RefSeq lists its product as uncharacterized. Lineage: Eukaryota; Fungi; Basidiomycota; Agaricomycetes; Cantharellales; Hydnaceae. Bases 193 to 615 code for a protein of 140 amino acids. The record is from RefSeq and is a predicted model, not a curated record. The transcript has 3 exons.
UACGAUGCCCAAUACUUCAACGCGUCCAUCGAGCAACGGGUGUCAUCAUUCUGCAGGGAAGAUUAUAUCUUCCCACUUUCCAAAUAUUCGUUGGAUAAGGGGAGCUUCCUAUAUAACCGGCUAGGUCUCCCUUCCUUUUCUCCUCAAUCCCUCAAACACUUGCGUUCGAGACUAAGUUUCUGAAAAGUUGCAAUGCGAUUCUGGAGUGCCUUCGCCCCACUUGCUCUGCUUCCAAUCGUCGCGGCUGAUUUCUUCGCGGGCGACAUUGCUUGCACUCCACCACAGGCGCCUAAUGUUACGGACAUAACUGGAACGACUGGGAUUUUGUUCACGGAAGGGCAACUAAAGGAUUGCGUUGCUCUCGUGAACGCGAUGGAUCCGAACAUUGCAGCAUACGGUCCCACAGCGACAAUGAAGGGCACUAUUUGCCAAGAUAAAGAAGUCACAGUGGAUGUCGCAAAGAUGGCGUGGAGUUCCGCCCAGCCCGGAGUGGGUGGAAGUUGCAAGACCUACAGCCACGUGGUAGACACAUGCGUUGCAACGCAGGGCGCAAAGUUCAACCAAUCGUGCACUUAUAGUGUGGAGAUGGUUUGCGGUGGUGGGCCCGUCUGCUAGUAGCACCAGGAUCUGGUGGAGUAGCGACCCCAUGCCCGAGGCUGGAGUCCUACCAAGUAGAAAUUACAGUGUGCGCGAAUACAUUUACGUUCAAAAGUCGGGUCAACAGAAAGGG